Dracunculus medinensis (Guinea worm) is the source of this 1011-nucleotide messenger RNA. The record is from the annotation of a GenBank genome assembly. Lineage: Eukaryota; Metazoa; Nematoda; Chromadorea; Rhabditida; Dracunculidae.
AAAUUGGAAACAGUUCAAGAGGAAUUGCAAAUAUAUAACGAUCGGAUGCGAAAACAUGAUGCUCAUAUUCACGAUGUUGUCGAUGCAAUUAACAACAUCAAAAAACGGUUAAAAGAAGCUGAUCUAAAAAAAGACGCACUCAAAAAAGAUCUUCAUGAAAUGAGGAGAAGUGUUGAGGAUUCUCAUCUAGAGAAGAAGCAUAAAUGGAUAUCUGAUGAAAAACGACAUUUUGGAAGAACGGGCACAGCUUAUGAUUUCACGAACUAUACCAUAGAAAAAGGUAAACAUGAACUGGAAGAACGAUUGUCAAGGAAGCAAUAUCUCGAACGAACAAUUAAUUGUCGUCAACUCGAAUUGAAAAAAGAAAAACUGGAAAGCGAUAAAGCUACUCUCAUGCAGACAAUAGUCCAACUUGAUAGGAAAAAGGAAAAAGAAAUUUUCAAAGCACAUGAAAAAGUUAAUCGGGAUUUUGGAAAUAUUUUUUCAACUUUAUUGCCCGGAACAACUGCGAAACUGGAACCACCACCAGGUGCAUCAUCGGCGCUUCAAGGUCUUGAAGUCAAAGUUGCUUUUAGUAAUAAAUGGAAAGAUUCUCUUGGCGAACUUUCAGGAGGACAGCGUUCACUUGUUGCUUUAUCACUGGUAUUGGCAAUGCUUAAAUUCAAACCAGCUCCUAUUUAUAUUCUUGACGAAGUCGAUGCUGCGCUUGAUCUUUCGCAUACUCAAAAUAUCGGUGCAAUGAUUAAGACUCAUUUUAAAGAAUCGCAGUUUAUCAUCGUGUCAUUAAAAGAUGGAAUGUUUAAUCAUGCGAAUGUUCUGUUUAAAACACGUUUUGUGGAUGGUACAUCGACGGUUAUACGUACAGAAAAUCGGGAUCAGUGGGUCAUCGAAAAUCCGCAGAUUAUUCCAGAUUUAGAAAAAGAGAACGAUGACGUAAGUGUUGCGAAAAGAGCGAAACGCUGCCAGCCAAGUCAGAAAUUAGUGACAGUUGACAUUGGUGACAGUUUUUAA